This is a messenger RNA of Benincasa hispida (wax gourd), 846 nucleotides long. RefSeq names its product zinc finger protein 1-like. Gene Ontology annotation, biological process: negative regulation of abscisic acid-activated signaling pathway. The record is from RefSeq and is a predicted model, not a curated record. NCBI's taxonomy places the organism in Eukaryota, Viridiplantae, Streptophyta, Magnoliopsida, Cucurbitales, Cucurbitaceae.
CAAGAUCCAAACCAUUAUCCAUUUAUAUUCAAAACGAAUCAAAUUCCAUUUUCCCAACCAAAAAAAAAAAGGAAAAAAAAAAUCUCAGCUCUUUUCUUCUAAGUAUUUCUCUCCCUCAAUGGAAUCCCAAACCGACCGGAACCCAUUUUCCGGCGACGGCGAGGAAGACGAUGAGAAAGAAAUUACCGGCGAAUUUUCCGAUGACCGGAGCAGCCUUUUGGAACUUCAACUCUCAUCAAAUUCUCCAGAUUCAACAACAAAACCCAGAAUUUUCUCAUGUAAUUAUUGCCAAAGAAAAUUCUUCAGCUCCCAAGCUUUAGGAGGCCAUCAAAAUGCCCAUAAAAGAGAGAGGACUUUAGCCAAACGAGUUCAAAAAUUCGACUGGGCGGCGGCGGCAGCGGCGUCGAUUCCACUCCACGGCGGCGCGUUUGAUCGAAGGUCGUCGUUGGGAAUUCACGCGCACUCUCAGCAAAUUCAGAAGCCAGCUGUAGGGUUGUUUUUUGGUGGGGCAGGGCCUGCUAGUUCUCAAUUGUGGCCUAGGCCGUUGUUUAUGGGUCAACAACCGGCGGUGGGGCGGUUGACUGCGGAGGUGGGUGGCCGGAAUUUUGGAAGAUUUGAUGAGGUGGCAGGGUGGGCGGCGAUUGGAAGCUCAAACGCCGGUAAUGAGAGUAAUAAUAAUGUUAAUAUUGUUCAUUCUCAGACCAAACAGGAUCAGGAUCAGUCCAAUUUUCUUGAUUUGUCUCUUAAACUCUAACAUUAAACCAAAUUAUUAUCAUUAUUACUAUUAUUAUUAUUCACUUAUCCUAAUUAUUAGGUCAAUUAAAUCGCUCCUUUUUUUUUUUAUCU